This is a messenger RNA of Humulus lupulus (European hop), 1365 nucleotides long. RefSeq lists its product as uncharacterized. Lineage: Eukaryota; Viridiplantae; Streptophyta; Magnoliopsida; Rosales; Cannabaceae. The transcript has 3 exons. The coding region runs from base 31 to 1068 and encodes 345 amino acids. The record is from RefSeq and is a predicted model, not a curated record.
GUUGCAGACGAGGCUUUGACCUUUUGUUCAAUGUAUUUCAAAGGCAUUGAAACAAGAUUUAACCGUCUUGAUCGAAAUGAAGAUGCAACUUAUAUCCCACGAAAUCUUGCAGUUUUCCAAUCUCAAUGUCGUCCACUCACAAAGGGAACUUUGAAGACUCUCGAUCAUAAGACUCGUGAAAUAGCUGAGUGGUUCAUACUUGAGAAUUCUCCUGAAAUUGAGCCUUAUUUAGACGAACACCUACAAGAGAUUAAACAAAAAUACCCAGAUGGUGAUCAUGAUCGUUUGCAUAGGAAAAAUUUCCGUUCGUGGUUUCAUAAAAAGAUAUAUGACCUGCACAAGCUUGGGUCUUUGGAUAACGGUGAUGAACUGUUAGCUUUAGCAUCUGGGUCAGAUCAUUUGUCAACCUUUUACCAAGGUUGUAUAGUCAAUGGUGUUCGAUUUAUUGCACACGAUCGAGACAAAAAGCGCACCACACAGAAUAGUGGAGUGUCUGCUGCCGGAACAGAAGGUUUUAAUUUUUACGGCACGCUUGAAGAAGUGGUGAUACUUUCUUUCACUGGUGCAUAUUCAGUGGCAUUAUUUCAGUGCAAAUGGUUUAAUACAAAUCCAAGAAUGAAGAAAACAGUCAUUGAAAAUAAUGUCACCAGUAUAAACGUCAAUGGUGAAUGGUACAAAGAUGAGCCGUACAUACUUGCUACUCAAGCUAAGCAAGUUUUCUAUCUCGAUGAUUUACUUAGAGGUCGUGAUUGGAAAGUUGUAGAAGAUGUGAAUCAUCGACAGAUUUGGGACAUUAAGGAAAAUUCUGAUGAGGUUAAUGAUGUUAUUGAUGUUGUACAUGAAACAAGUUCAUCAAAUUUUUUGUUGACUGUGGACCUCGGAGAGUUGAUUAUGCAAUCUGAUCAACCUGCUGCAUAUGUUGGAGCUGAUGAAGAUGGUGACGACGAAGCUGAUAUGUCAGAACAUGAGGACGUUGCAGAUGCAGAAGAUGAAUUGGUUGUUGAACUUUGUGAAGAUGAAAAUGUGUCUCCGAUUACUGAUGGAAAUGAUAGUGAUUACUCUGUUUAGUUUUUUUCUAUUUGUGUAACAGAACUAUGUAUUUAAAUAUAAUGAAGUGUUUUUUUGUAAUUAUAAUAUAAGAUAUUUGAGCUUUGUGAAGAUGAAAAUGUAUCUCCGAUUACUGAUGGAAAUGAUAGUGAUUACUCUGUUUAGUUUUUUCUAUUUGUGUAACAGAACUAUAUAUUUAAAUAUAAUGAAGUUUUUUUUUGUAAUUAUUAUUAUUAUGAAUUCAAUGUGAUAUACUUCUAUUUAAUGCUAAUUACUAACUAAUAAAUUUUAAACUGAAGUAUAAUGUCAGCUGAUAUA